GAAAUUUAUUUUAGACAAUGCAUCUCCUGCCCUGCGUGAAAAAGUACGACGAAAAAGAAAAUCAAUCAAAACAAAUCGACAGAGAGAUUAAACAGUGGAUCAAAUCGUAUAAUGAGGCUAUCAAACUGCUAUUACUUGGCACCGGGGAGAGUGGUAAGACCACGAUUAUAAAACAAAUGAAGAUUCUACACAUACAAGGGUUUAGUAGUAGGGAGCGUUUAGAAAAAAUAGACCACAUCAGGCAUAAUAUUCACGAGUCAAUUUAUGAGAUAGUUCAUAACAUGUCAGCUUUAAGCAUUGGGUUAGCGGACCCUAAGAAUGUGAGUUCGCAACAGUAUAUCCUCAAGUUGGGGUUUCCUGGCCCUGAAGUAUACACAGAGGAAUAUUUCGAUCACGUGCGAGCUUUGUGGAGGGACAGAGGAGUUCGCGACUGUUUCAAACGUUCCAAUGAGUAUCAGCUGAUUGACAGCGCUGAAUAUUUUCUAGAUAGGAUAGAUUUAAUAGCGAAGUCUGACUACUUGCCAUCCGAUGCCGACAUUCUACGGUGUAGACAGAAAACUACGUGCAUACAGAAAAUUGAGUUUAAAGUUAAGGUACCAAAGUCCAUGCACGGGGGCGUGCAGGACUUUUGGAUGUUCGAUGUGGGGGGGCAGAGGGGGGAGAGGAAGAAAUGGAUACAGGUAUUUGAGGGUAUCCACGCAAUUUGGUUCCUAGUGGCCUGUAGCGAUUUCGAUCAGACUCUCCGCGAGGAUAACUCGCAGAACAGGCUCAAGGAAUCGCUUAUACUAUUCGAAGAUGUGUGGCAGAGUAGGUUUUUAAUAGAAGCAGGUCUUAUAGUGUUCCUAAACAAACAGGACCUACUCGAGACGAAGGUAGCGCUGGGCCACAGCAUAGCGCCAUACUUCCCAGAAUAUGAAAACUUUCCUUCGCCUGGCGACGAAUAUACGAAGACUAAGAUGUUUAUUAAAAGUCUGUUUGUUGAGCUAACGAAGAAGCGCGACCGGCGCAAGCUGCCCGCCUCAGAGCGCUUCGUGCUGCACGAGGCGACGCGCGCGCGCGAGUGCUACUUCCACUUCACCACGGCGACCGACACGGACAACGUGCGGACGGUCUUCAGGGACGUGCACCAGAUGAUACUCACACAUAUACUUAGUAACAUUGGCGUUUAUUAAACUACUAUUCUUAUAAAUCAUAAAUUUCUACUACA
Molecule: messenger RNA, 1207 nt
Organism: Zerene cesonia (dogface butterfly)
Lineage: Eukaryota; Metazoa; Arthropoda; Insecta; Lepidoptera; Pieridae
Gene: Galphaf
Product: guanine nucleotide-binding protein G(f) subunit alpha
Exons: 9
Coding region: 18-1172 (384 amino acids)
Biological process (GO): adenylate cyclase-modulating G protein-coupled receptor signaling pathway
Cellular component (GO): heterotrimeric G-protein complex
Molecular function (GO): GTPase activity; G protein-coupled receptor binding; G-protein beta/gamma-subunit complex binding
Source: RefSeq, a predicted model, not a curated record